UCAGUGGGGCUUCUCCAUGCUGAUCAAUAACCGUUUUUGUUUAACUUUUCUAAACAAGCAGAGAAUGAGACAUUGGUCUAUGUACAGGACACUUUCAACCAACUUUAAACGUUUGUCAGUCAGAAUUGCGGUGGUACGGUAGACUGAUCACUAUUUCCUGGCUGGUUCCGCUGCAUUUGGUUUGUCCUGUGCUUCAGAUGUGGCCAAACAUGGGAACUCUGAUCUGGCUCUUUCUAGUUCCCUGCUUGUUAAAAACAACAGCUCUACUGAUUUCACAAUGCACUUUGCAGAAGGAUUUUUUAGAGUCACUGAAACCUCAAGAUUUAUUUUAUUAUUUUGAUACCAUUUCCACUAAAUCAGUGCCUCAAUUUGAGCUGGUGUGGGUGAAUUGCUCGAGGAACGAGUCUUUCAGAGGGCUGUGGAGGUGCUCGUUUCAGACCGAAGGAGAGAGAUUUGAGCUGGGCCAGCACAGAGAUGAACAACCAGCAUCCUGUCCCACAAGCCUGGAGAUGGUGAUCAACUCAACGGUCAGUGUGGUGAAGAAAAUGGAGGAUAUGUGCUGCGAGCAGCUGAAGUUACUGAGACCAGCACAUACAAGAACUCUUCUCCCCAUCUGCCAUGGCAAAUUGCAAGGUCUGAUUCAGUCAGGGGAGAAAAGGCUGUAUAUUCGCCCAGUGCUUCAAAAACACAUAGACCAUCUGAAGGAUCUUACUACGGAUUCACCUUCUGGUGUACCUCACCUUCUGUUAACCCACACAUUACCAGUGAGGACACGUCUUAAACAGCCCAAGAGUCAGUUCAGGUUACGGAGGACACCUCUGGGAUCAGAGGUCACACAUCUGGAACUAGCAGUGGUGGUGGGUCCAGAUGUUUAUGAUGUUCAUAGGCAAGACACUGAGAGAUACAUCCUAACCAACCUCAACAUCGCCUCUGAGCUUCUGAGAGAUGCUAGUCUUGGUGCCAACAUAAGAGUUCACCUUGUCCGUAUGGUCAUUCUCACAGAGCCAAGGCCAGACAUCCAGAUCUCUGAAAACAUCACAUCUUCUCUAAAAAGUGUGUGCGAGUGGGGUCAGAAGGUCAACCCUGAUGCUGACACUGACCCUUUACAUGCAGAUCUACUGUUGUACAUUACCAGGUUUGAUCUGGUGUUACCCAAUGGCAAUAAACUUGUGAGAGGUGUAACUCAGCUGGGCGGAGUUUGUUCCACUCAGUGGAACUGUGUGAUUACAGAGGACACAGGUUUUGAUCUUGGCAUAACCAUCGCUCAUGAGAUUGGCCACAGUUUUGGCAUAAAUCAUGAUGGAAUAGGCAACACAUGCAGCUCUAGUGGCUUUAUGAUGGCAUCUGACGGAGGUUAUAACAGUGUCGAUCUGACCUGGUCUCAGUGCAGCAGGGCUCAGCUCCACAACUUCUUCAGUGCUGGUAAGGCGGAGUGUGUUAAGGAUGUGCCGGUUCUGGGUGGUUCAGUGCAGGACUGGAGGCCUGGUCUGUUCUAUGGUGUGGAUGAUCAGUGCCGUAUAGCGUUUGGAAACUCAGCGACUGCAUGUUCUUUCACUAAUGAUGAUAUGGCAAGCUGCCGUGUUCUGUCCUGCCAUAUCAACCCUCGUGACCGUAGCUCAUGUACUCGUCUCCUUGUUCCGCUCCUGGACGGGACGGAGUGUGGGCCCAGUCAGUGGUGUUUUAAGGGUCGGUGUGUGUCUCCUUCUACUUUGGGUUCCUCCAUGAUGGUUCACGGCUCAUGGUCUUCAUGGUCUGAAUUCUCUCCCUGCUCACGAACAUGCGGAGGAGGAAUCACUUACCGCAAGAGACAGUGCAACAACCCUAGGGCAGCCUUUGGUGGUUCUGUCUGUAAAGGACAGGACAUAGAAGCUGAACUUUGUAAUCGGCAGCCCUGUGAGUCGACUCAGCUGAAGUUCAUGUCUCAGCAGUGCUCAGCCACAGACCAGCAGCCUCUGUUAGUGUCUACAGACUCCAGAUCAGUCUACACUUGGAUCCCUGCCAUCAGCUACACCUCAGGUGAUGCUCAGUGUAAACUGAUGUGUCGCUCACGUGAGCAGGACUUCAUGGUGAGUCGUGGGUCUCAGUUCAUUGAUGGGACACGAUGUGAAGCUGGUAAUACUGUACCACAUGGUUCCAUUUCUGCCUGUCUGGGUGGAAAGUGCCAGCUGUUUGGCUGUGAUGGAGUAAUGCAUUCUGGGAAGUUGGAGGAUGUGUGUGGGGUGUGUGGGGGCAAUGGCUCUGCCUGCCAGUUCAUCUCAAACACCUAUUCAGGUGGAGAGGCUGGAGAGUAUGUCACUUUCCUCACCCUUCCUUUGAACGCCUCUCAGGUUUAUGUGAUUAACACAAAGCCAGUUUUUACACACCUUGCGGUGUUAUUAAAUGAUAAAUAUGUGGUGUCUGGAGAUGGAAACCCAGGGCUAAGCAUCACAUACCCCUCACCUCUAGAGAAAAGCCCCAUAAUCUAUAACCUCUACCUCACACCUGACCAGCAACCUCAAACUGAAGAGCUCACUAUUUCUGGACCAGUCACAGACAAGAUCCACAUACAGGUGUUUAGGAAAUAUGGGCAAGAGUAUGGAGACCUCACCAGUCCAAACAUUUCAUACCAGUACUACUCAUUUGGUGCUGUUUCAGUGGAGAGAGCUGUUCAGGGCAGAUGGUCCAAUGUCAUUUCUGCCUGCUCAGUAACCUGCGGCACAGGCAUCCAGAAAAUCAGUCAGCACUGUGUAGAUGUGGUCACACUCGAGCACCUGGAAGAUGAGCUCUGUAGUUCAUCCCCUCAAACACCAGAUAUACUACAGCCCUGUUUUCUGCCAAACUGCCCACCCAGCUGGGAGUUAGGUGAGUUUGGACCCUGCAGCGCCCCCUGUGGUGUGGGAGAGCGAGUGCGCUCUGUGACGUGCUUUCAGAAGCAGGGUACAGUGAAAGUAAAGCUGCCUGACUCUGACUGUACGCUUGACUCUAAACCACCAACAACUGAAACCUGCAACUCCCAAAUCUGUCCUGCCAGAUGGCAGGUGUCUGAGCCUGGUGAGUGCUCAGCUGUGUGUGGACCCGGGGAGGCCCAGAGAACGGUGUCGUGUGUCCGCUCCCAUCAUGGAUCUGAUUCUGAGGUUGACCAAAAUUUGUGUUCUGACCCCAAACCCCCAGAGCAUGUUCCCUGUGUGGUGGACGUUUGUCCUGUCGGCUGGGAGAGCCAAAGAGAGACUGACCUGACCCGUACAGAUUCCCGCGUAAUGCCCCGUUCAAGAAUGGUUCCAGUUUAUGUUUGGAGUCCUGUGAUUGGCCAGUGCUCCAAGACCUGUGGCAAUGGAUCUCAGCAGGUUUGGUUCUCCUGUGUGGAUCACCAAUCACGUCUAGAAGUUCCAGAGUUCCUUUGUGAUCGUACCACUAAACCAGAGUUGUACACCCAGCCCUGUAGCCCAUCAAUAUGUCCUGCUGCGUGGCACUACAUACAGGGACCCUGCAGUGUUUCUUGUGGAGGUGGUUUAGCGAAGAGAGUUCUGUACUGUUCCCAAAGGGUGGAGGGAGGAGUUGGAAACAGGGAUUUGGUGGUGGGAGAAUCUGCUUGUCAGUCUGUGCCCAGACCUUCAGAGGUAGUGGAGUGUAAUACUGAAAUCUGUCCAGCCAGGUGGCAGGUGGGACAGCAGGGCGACUGUUCAGUGUCUUGUGGGAUGGGUGUAGCUGUGAGGAGUGUGCAGUGUGUUCAGUAUGAGGGGGGUGUAGAGAGGAUCUUGGAGGAGGAGCGGUGUGAGUCAGGAAACAAGCCUCCCGUCACUGCACCAUGCUUCACUCAAGUCUGUUCUUUCCACUGGGAUGUGCGCGAGUGGAGUGAGUGCUCUGUCUCAUGUGGUUAUGGGAUCCAGUCUCGGACCGUGUCUUGUAUGGGCCCAUCGAGUCCUCUUCCUGUUAGUCCCUUUCUUUGCCUCCACUUGCCAAAACCCAUCACCAUCCAGGCCUGCUAUAGCCCUGACUGUUCCUCAGGCCAUACCUCCACACCAGAGCCCAAUGGCACUCACAUCCAAUCAGAGCACCAGAGAGGAGAGGGGACAUGGAGAACCCCAAAAGUGCUUAUGAGAACCACACUAGGUCCCACUGUCAGAGUCAUGAAGAUGAAGAAGAGUUUUUCAGCCAUUGCACCUACAGAGGAAUUGACGAAAAGCACCACGAGCACGCCAACAGAACCACCACAGACCAGUUUCUGUGGGCAACUCCUCCUUCAAGACUCAGGAACUAUUGACCUACGCAAUGUCACUCAGACAAGGUGUAUAUUUGCUAUUGGCCGACCUCUUGAUGAGGUUAUUCACAUCAAAAUUGUAUCCAGCACUCUUAACUGCCGGCAGAAGGAGAAUAUCGCCCUGUAUGACAGACUCAUUCUGAUGCGUCUCUGCGAGAGGACGACUGGUAAAACGCUGAAAUCACGAUCAAAUGUUCUUUUGGUGCGUCAGAGCCGCCUAACCCCUGGCAAUGGAGUAGUACUAUUUUAUCAGAGUGUAAAAAACAAAAAAAGCCACCAUGGAGUAUGUGACGUUCAGCUGUUCACUCCAUCCGGGCACAUUGAGAAUCCGAUCAAGAGUCCAGCCACCUCCCCCUCUAACACUCAGAGCUGUCGCGUGUUCAUUGAUGCUCCUCCAUCUCGGAAGAUUCAGAUCAGAGCACUUUCUGUGUUCAACAAUACUGACACAAACUCAACAUACAUACUGAUUCGUGAUGUGGAUGCCUUAAAGACGACCAUAUUCCGAGGGACACAGCUCUUCCUGUGGAGCUCCUCAGGAAGUAGGGCUGAAGUGGAAUUCCACGGAGAGUAUCAGCAAAUCAAGGGAAUGUUCAGGGCAGAGUAUUCGUAUAUUAACCCUUCUGAAGAAGAACCAGUGUAGUUUGUAAGAGUGUUUCUAGUCCAUAUAGAGCCUUGGAGCAUUUAAAAAUCUUAAUUUAGCCAGUUUAGCACACCAGAAUCAGAACAGGAGGAUUUAUUAACUUUAUAUCAAAGAUAUAUAAUCUGAAGUAUUGUCUUGUUUUGUCAUAUCAUUUACAAACAAACAUAAUACAAUUUACUGUUUAUA
Messenger RNA from Megalobrama amblycephala (Wuchang bream), 5063 nucleotides. It is a transcript of the gene adamts13, whose product is annotated as ADAM metallopeptidase with thrombospondin type 1 motif, 13. The coding region runs from base 198 to 4877 and encodes 1559 amino acids. The record is from RefSeq and is a predicted model, not a curated record. Gene Ontology annotation, molecular function: metalloendopeptidase activity. Gene Ontology annotation, cellular component: extracellular matrix. Lineage: Eukaryota; Metazoa; Chordata; Actinopteri; Cypriniformes; Xenocyprididae. The transcript has 31 exons. Gene Ontology annotation, biological process: proteolysis; extracellular matrix organization.